Molecule: messenger RNA, 1719 nt
Organism: Adineta ricciae
Lineage: Eukaryota; Metazoa; Rotifera; Eurotatoria; Adinetida; Adinetidae
Source: the annotation of a GenBank genome assembly
AUGCGUAAUACAUUGAAGACUUGCUCAAGAGAUAAUCCUAUGUGUCAAAUUGGCAUUAGUGAAGAAAAGAUGUCUCCGAAUGAUGACAGCCAUCACCGUCUCGACGAAUUAAUUAAUCGUCACAAUGAUAUCAAAUAUUUCGUAGAUUUGUACACAGCUGCAUUACAUUUAAGACAACGAAUGAAAGAAGAAAAAUUAAUCUAUUCAUCCUAUUCAGCGUACUUCAACGACGAAAAUAACAAUGCAAAUAAUUUCUGUUCCCUAUUUCAUAACUGUUUUCAUUCAUACGAAAUCAUUAAUUGGUUAAUUAAAAAGCAACUCUGCAAAACGAUCGACGAUGGUCUCGAAAUCUUUCAAGUUCUUGAAAAGCUGAAAAUCAUACAUCACGUUUGCGAUCUAAAUGGCUUUGAAUAUUCAGCAUCGCUACCAACACAGAACAAUGUGAAAUAUUUGUAUCGGUUUCGUCUGGAUGAUGGUACGGCUGAUGAAAACCGGUCGUUUCAACAAUUUGCUUUGAUUUAUGACAUGUACAUAAGUUUAUUUACCUUGGAUAAAAGUCAAUGUCGUGGAGUUGAUUUACAACAACAAACAAUUCCGACAAAUCCAUACGAAGAACAAUCAGGAAUCGUACUAAAAGGUGAUAAUUUAGCUCGAAUGCUGGCAUUACGUAGUAGUGCAAAUAUGUCACAUAUUGAACGACUUGCUGACGAGAUGAUUACCUACGGUCUUGUUCGAUUUGAUGAAUGUGAUCGAGAAUCUGAAUGCGGCUGCUCAAGAAAAUUUCGUAAUGAUGAUCAUCAUCAAUAUGUUCUUAGUAAUUCUCAUCGAUUAACACCUAAACAGCGUUUGGAUUUGAUUGCUCUGAUGCAAAACGAUCUUACUGAUACAAGACAAUCAUUUUUAAGAUCUCCGAUAUUACACGAGACAAUUCGAACAUCGAGCAGUAACAAUUCCAUCAUAGGUGAUGAAUCAAGUCGAAAAAUAUCGACUAGUGAAGAAGUUGAUUGUACAACAAAAUUAACUUGCUCAACAGAUGGUUUUCGACGGAAAAAAUCCGCAAGUUUGAAUUCACCAGCUAACUCCGAACAUCGUCCGACGGCUGAUGAACUCGAACGACGAGAUUUACCGUGGUGUUGGCGAAGUUAUUCACUGAAGCGCGAUCGUCGUGGUUAUGGAUUAAUUCUUCAGGGUCAAGGACCGUGUUAUGUCGAAAGAAUCGAUCCAUACGGUUCAGCAGCCACAUCAGGAAUUCGAAUCAAUGAAUAUCUUUAUGCAAUUGAAGGUAUUAACGUUCUUCGUCGUUCAGGGAAAGAAGUCGAGCGUUUAUUAUCCAUGUUCGAUAAGUGUACAAUUUACACCGUAUAUAAUCGUGAUGAUUUUUAUCAAAUACCUACACCACCAAAUGAAUUCAAUGGUAAAACUCCUGUUUGUUGUUUAAAACCUUUAUCAUCAUCACUAAGUGACUACAACAAUAAUCAUCAUACCAAUGGUUUAUUAACGACGAAUAUAUAUCCUCUAUUAACACAAAUACCUCAACAGCAACAGCAUUCACAAGUGUUAUUUUCGUCAUCUUUAUCAUCGUCGAUCGAUGGCAGUUCGUCGUGUUCGAUAUCGCCGAAACAAGUUCAACAAUACUCGAAUACGAAAAAAGGCGCUUUGUCGAAACACCUUCAAUUCUUUCGCUUAACAUCUCGGUCGUGCUCGAACACAUUGAAAUAA